GGGAUCGCCUUAAAGUCUGUUCAGAUGCAUUUGCGCGCGAAACGUAUGCACGAGGAAACGAACCAAUCACGCGUUUGAUAAACAGAAUACGUGCUCAUGUCUGGAAUUUUAAAGUUUGGAUUACUGGCGACGAGCGGCCGGCAAUUUCCUCCUAAAGGCACAGUGAGUGUACGCCGAUUUACCAGGAUGUCCCAGUUAUUAGACAAUGUGCCUGAUGUGGAUAUCGAUGGCCACGGGAGAUUCAAAUAUAUCUUGAUCAAUGUGCAGGACGACAAAAACAAAGCUAGCAAGAAGAUCGUCAGGGGAUAUGCGAGAGCGCAAUGGCAUGCUGAUAUAUUUGACGAGGUAGAGGGACAAAUCAAGAAACACGCCGGUCUGCAGGCGGACUGUGUAGGCGGUGGAAGAAUUGAGCACGACCCCGACGAAAAGACCAUCAAAGUUUAUGGAUAUUCGCAAGGUUUUGGUAAAGCUGACCAUCAAGUGUCGGUUGAGUUAUUGAAGAAAAAGUAUCCUGGCUAUAACAUCACGUGUUCUGACGAAGGUUACUAACCAAGAAAAUAUGAUAAUGAAAUAUCCUAUCUUGUUUAAUAACUUAACAAAUACAAGAUUGAAUAUUGCUUUGUAUAUUUAUUACAUUAUUUACAGUUGUUAAUAAAAUGUAUGUACGUGUCGGAAUGAAA
Solenopsis invicta (red fire ant) is the source of this 680-nucleotide messenger RNA. RefSeq names its product 14 kDa phosphohistidine phosphatase. Bases 97 to 549 code for a protein of 150 amino acids. Gene Ontology annotation, molecular function: protein histidine phosphatase activity. Gene Ontology annotation, biological process: peptidyl-histidine dephosphorylation. The record is from RefSeq and is a predicted model, not a curated record. Lineage: Eukaryota; Metazoa; Arthropoda; Insecta; Hymenoptera; Formicidae. The transcript has 4 exons. Gene Ontology annotation, cellular component: cytosol.